CCUCGAGACCUUCUCGAGCUUCAAUUAGACCGAUUGUCUCCUCAAGAUGGGCUCCUCAACAUCCAAAGCUGCAAAAUCAGCAAGCAAACUCUCCGCCACGAACACAGCACGCACAUACCCCACACGCUCCCCUCCUCCUUCAUCAAAUACAACAAAUGCACAAACCUCACGACCGACUCCAGAUGCGAGAUUAGGUCCAACAGUACAUCCCGAAUCAACAGCUACUGAUUCGCGGGACCAAUCAAUACCCCCCUCCUCCUCCGACCCAGACCUCUCCCUCAACGCCCGCCUCCGCACCCUCGGCCCCGUCCAACCAAACCCCACACUAUCAAACUCCUCAACCUACACCUUCGCCCGCUCUCCACCACUCACACACUCCGACCGUCCCUCCACCAACUCAUCCACCUCACAAACACACACGGAUCCCAGCCUCACACACACGCAAUUCCAGCCCUCGGCCUCGAACCCCGCACAGAGCAUAUUCCCCGGCCGAGGGAGAGAAAACCCGGCUAUAAGUCUGCUGACGGCGCGGUAUCGGCUAGCGGAGGAGGCGGAGCGGGAGUUUGCGGCGUUGGGGAAGAAAGGGAGUGCGGGGAGGGGGUUCGUGGAUGUGCAGACGUUGAGGCAGGUUCUUGUUUUGAGGGGGGAGGGGAUGGGGGGUGCGGAGAUUGAGGGGAGAUUGGGGUUGAAGGCUGGGGUUGUGGGCAGGUUGGGG
Mollisia scopiformis is the source of this 715-nucleotide messenger RNA. RefSeq lists its product as uncharacterized. The annotation marks the transcript as partial. The record is from RefSeq and is a predicted model, not a curated record. NCBI's taxonomy places the organism in Eukaryota, Fungi, Ascomycota, Leotiomycetes, Helotiales, Mollisiaceae. The transcript is spliced from 2 exons.